AUGGGAAGCCGCUGGGGACUGCUGGGCCCGGUUGGGCGGAGGAGAAUGUCUUUUCUCCUGCUGCUGCCUUUGCUCUGCCCGGCGGCGCUCUCCGAGACGAUCCGCUACACUAUUCCGGAGGAGCUGGCCAGGGGCUCCGUAGUGGGGAACCUCGUCAAGGAUCUGGGGCUUCGCGAUUUGCCUACUCGGAACCUGCGGGUUAGUGCUGAGAAGAAAUUCUUUUCAGUGAGCACGGAGAACGGGGAUUUACUUGUGAUCGACCGCAUAGACCGUGAGCAGAUUUGUGGCAAAAAGUCGACGUGUGUUCUGGAAUUCGAAAUGGUUGCUGAAAAGCCUUUGAACUUCUUUCAUAUAGCUGUAGCGAUUCAGGAUAUCAACGACAACCCACCGACCUUCAACCGAAAUAUCACUGAACUGGAAAUUAGUGAGCUGGCCCUAACUGGAGCCACCUUUGCCUUGGAAUCCGCACAAGACUCAGAUGUAGGGGUCAAUUCCCUGCAGCAGUACUACCUCAGCCCUGACCCACACUUCUCUUUGAACCAGAAAGAGAACCCUGAUGGCAGUAGGUACCCAGAACUGGUAGUGAAGGCUCCCCUGGACAGGGAAGAGCAAUCUUGCCAUUAUCUGGUCCUCACCGCUGUGGAUGGGGGUGAGCCUGCCAGAAGCUGCACUACCCAGAUCAGGGUGGUUGUGGUGGAUGCAAAUGAUAAUCCUCCAGUGUUCACCCAGGACACAUACAGGGUCAGUGUUCGAGAGAACCUGCCAGUUGGCUCCUCUGUGCUGAGAGUGGCAGCCACUGACUUGGAUGAGGGCAGCAAUGCUGAGAUCACCUAUGCUUUCAUCAACAUUGGUAAGGCAGUGAGACAACUGUUCAAGCUGAAUAGUAAAACAGGGGAACUCUCCAUUGGUGGAGGACUGGACUUUGAAGAGAGAGAGCACUACAUAAUUGGAGUAGAAGCAAAGGAUGGUGGGCAUCACACAGCACAUUGUAAAAUACAAAUAGAUAUUUUGGAUGAAAAUGACAAUGCUCCUGAUAUAACCCUGGAUUCUGAAUCUAAACAUAUAAGAGAAGAUGUAGAGCUAGGGACUGUUGUUGCCCUGAUCAAAACACAUGAUCUGGAUUCUGGAUUUAAUGGGGAAAUUCUGUGCCAGCUAAGUGGAAGUUUCCCAUUUAAAAUAGUUCAAGAAACAAAAAACACAUACAAGUUGGUGACAGAUGGAGCCCUAGAUAGAGAGCAGACUCCGGAGUACAACAUUACCAUCACAGCCACUGACAAAGGCAAACCACCCCUCUCCUCCAACAGAAGUGUCAUCUUCAACAUAGCUGAUGUCAAUGACAAUGCUCCUAUUUUCCACCAGGCCUCUUAUGUGGUCCACGUGGCAGAAAACAACCCACCCGGUGCCUCCAUAGCGCAGGUCAGCGCCUCCGACCCCGACCUGGGACCCAACGGCCACGUCUCCUACUCCAUCGUGGCCAGCGACCUGGAGCCGCGGGCGCUGUCGUCCUACGUGUCCGUGAACGCGCAGAGCGGGGUGGUGUUCGCGCAGCGCGCCUUCGACCACGAGCAGCUGCGCGCCUUCGAGCUGACGCUGCAGGCUCGCGACCAGGGCUCGCCCGCGCUCGGCGCCAACGUCAGCCUGCGCGUGUUGGUGGACGACCGCAACGACAACGCGCCAAGGGUGCUGUACCCGGCGCUGGGGCCCGACGGCUCCGCGCUCUUCGACACGGUGCCGCGCGCCGCGCAGCCCGGCUACCUGGUCACCAAGGUGGUGGCGGUGGACGCGGACUCGGGACACAACGCCUGGCUGUCGUACCACGUGCUGCAGGCCAGCGAGCCGGGCCUGUUCAGCCUGGGGCUGCGCACGGGCGAGGUGCGCACGGCGCGUGCUUUGGGCGACAGGGACGCGGCGCGCCAGCGCCUGCUGGUCGCGGUGCGCGACGGGGGACAGCCGCCCCUCUCGGCCACCGCCACGCUGCUCCUGGUCUUCGCUGACAGCCUCCAAGAGGCCCUGCCGGACCUCAGCGAACGCCCAGCGCCGUCCGACCCCCAGGCUGAGCUGCAGUUUUACCUGGUGGUGGCCUUGGCCUUGAUCUCCGUGCUCUUCCUCCUGGCCGUGAUUCUGGCGGUUGCCCUGAGCCUGCGACGCUCCUCCAGCCCCGCUGCCUGUAGCUGCUUUCAGACUGAUGGUGUCUGCUCCAAGGCUGGACCUGGGCUUUCCCCCAACUACUGCGAAUGGACUUUGCCCUAUUCCUAUAAUCUGUGUGCUGCCUCACGCUCCUCAAAAGCUGAGUUUAAAUUUCUAGAUAUAAACCCUGAAAAUGCUCCACCACAAGAUCUGCUAUGUAAUGAAGCCUCUUGGUUUGAAAGUACCAGUAAUGACAAUCCCAAAAUGACUUCUGAUUCAGUCCAUUUGCAACAGGUGAGUUACUUCAAAAUCCUUUCCUCCCAUAAAUAUGAUUAA
Messenger RNA from Pteronotus mesoamericanus, 2463 nucleotides. Its product is annotated as protocadherin gamma-B3-like. Lineage: Eukaryota; Metazoa; Chordata; Mammalia; Chiroptera; Mormoopidae. Gene Ontology annotation, cellular component: plasma membrane. Bases 1 to 2463 code for a protein of 820 amino acids. Gene Ontology annotation, biological process: homophilic cell-cell adhesion. The record is from RefSeq and is a predicted model, not a curated record. Gene Ontology annotation, molecular function: calcium ion binding. The transcript has a single exon.